GCACAUUUCAUGAUGUCACAUCUAACUGCCAGUUGUCUUGGCAGCGAAUUUGUCCAAAUCAUUGUUGGUCCCGAACUUGAAGAAUUUUUCGUCCAUAAAACUUUCAUCAGAUCGUCCUGUGACUUCUUCGAAAGAGCUUUUAAUGGAAGAUUCAAGGAAAGUGUCAAGAACAAGAUGUUUCUUCCUGAGGAUGAUCCGGAAGUUUUCGAAAUCUUCGUCAACUGGAUGUAUUCCGGGCAUCUCAGAGGAGGAUUAAAAGAGGCUAUGUUGAUCAUUGAUAUCUGGAUCUUUGCCCAGAAGUGCCAAGCUAUAACCCUGAAGAACUGCGCCAUGAAUGCUCUACAAGAUGCGCUUGGCAAUGAACAAAUGGGCCGUUUUCCACUAUCUAAUUCUGAGGUUAUGCGCAUAUACGAGAACACAGAAUGGGAUGAUGAGUUGCGAGUAUUUGCGGUAGCGAUGCUAACGUGGGAGAUUCAGUUCGGAGAUCAAGAAGAUGUUGAUAAUCUGGAGAGCAUAUUUGAGGAAGUGAAUGGAUCAUUUGAAGAAGCUUCACUGUUCACAGAAGAACUAGAAGGACAGCCUGCUGCCGAUCCUAGAGUUCGAGGCGGCCGUUUUGAUAAGUGUGCGUUUCACGAGUAUAACGACAACGAACAAUACAUUUGUCUUGCAGCCGUAAACUCUCAUCAAUAUAGAAGCAUACUUUAGUGGAAUUAAAGUGCA
Molecule: messenger RNA, 720 nt
Organism: Botrytis cinerea B05.10
Lineage: Eukaryota; Fungi; Ascomycota; Leotiomycetes; Helotiales; Sclerotiniaceae
Exons: 2
Coding region: 10-705 (231 amino acids)
Molecular function (GO): protein binding
Source: RefSeq, a predicted model, not a curated record